CGAGAAGGUGCACUGGGCUCAGGUCAGGCAACGAGAAACAAAAAGAAACAGGGGGAGCAGGUUGGUGUGAGAGACGGUGUGGCGGCGUUGGGCACAUCCGGUGCGUGGGACGGCGAGGCCCAGUAGCCCAAGCCUGUUUUCUCCUUCUUUUUUUUUUCCGGACACGUCACUGUGGUGAAGACAGCCGCUCCCAAAAAAAAAAAAAAAAAAAAAAAAAAAAACAGCCGCUCCCAAACUGCCCCUUCCAAAACUUUCAUUUGGCGUUCUGCGCACGAGUGUGACAACCAUUGGAAAGGUGCCAUGCUAAUCUUUGACUGUGUGGCGACCAACGACAAAGGAGCCCCGUUUGUGUGACCACAGCCAUCGAUUAAUUAGUGUAGGCUUCAUCCAUCUGGACCGCUCUUUCCCGAUGGCGAUGGGGUCAGGGGCAGCCAUGAUGACAGUGGCACCGCCAAGGUCAUCGACAGCCAGCAGCCUGCAUACGGCUCGGUCUCAGCGUACGAAAUUAUGUCAAGCCGACACGUGUCAGAAUUUUGUUGCCUGCCACAUUGGUAAUACAUUAACCAAUGACUCUCGUGACCGAAAUAGGGGAGCGACCACCUCCUCAUCCUCCGUCACUUGCACGGGUGUGUCGGUGUUUCGACGGGAAAGCACAUUGCUCGGAAAAGCCACAGAGAACAAUGAUUGGCUGGCUGGAGAGAGCGGAAGGCAAAGAAUGCUGGGGGGGGGGAUAGAUGGGAUUGGGGGGGGGGGGGGGGGUUCACGCCCGAUUGGGGUUAUUAAUAAUGGUAAAAAUAAUGCCCGUUCACCAGGUCGAAUGGGCGUGAGGUGUGCGGCUGAGCGGGCGACAAAGGGGGGGGGAUUUUUUGAGCGCAUUGGGCGGGUUUUUAAGGAAAAGGCGAAGAGCGACAUCGAGCGGCUGUUCUCCGGUGUGAGCAAGACCAGAGAUAAUCUUGCGCUCGUGGAUGAAUUGCUGACUUAUUGGAAUUUGAGUGACUCCGAGUCCACGUUGGAAGAACUAGAAGACGCCUUACUGGUGGCGGAUUUCGGUCCCCGAACUUCUCUGAAGAUAACUGACAAGAUCAGAGAGGAGGUCCAAGCCGGCAACCUGAAGACUGGUGCCGAAAUCAAGCAAGCACUUAAGCAAACCAUCCUCGAUCUGUUAACUCAGAAGGAGGUUGCAUCUACAGAGUUAAACUUAGGAGCCAGUCAUCCAGGGGUAAUUAUGGUGGUGGGUGUGAAUGGUGGUGGGAAGACAACGACCAUUGGAAAGCUCGCCCAUCGGUUGAAGAAUGGGGGUGCAAAGAUCCUGAUGGCGGCCGGAGAUACGUUCCGAGCGGCAGCUGGGGAGCAGCUGGAGGUUUGGGCGGCCCGCACAGGUUCGGACAUAGUCCAGGCUGAAGGUCCCAAAAGUAGACCAGGUUCGGUCUUAUCUCGAGCAGUGAGAAAGGCGCUAGACGAUGGCGAUGUGGAUAUUGUUCUAGCGGAUACUUCAGGGAGAUUACACACCAAUUUUGAUCUCAUGGAAGAACUUAAGGGUUGCAAACGGGCCAUAACAAGAGCAAUGCCGUCUGCCCCUCAUGAGGUGUUGCUAGUGCUUGAUGGGACAACGGGGCUGAACAUGCUGCCUCAAGCGCGUGAAUUCAAUCAGGUUGUCGGUGUGACUGGCUUCGUGCUGACAAAGCUUGACGGCACCGCCAGAGGUGGAUGUGUCGUCAGUGUCGUUGAUGAGCUCCGUAUUCCCGUGAAGUUCGUUGGUGUUGGAGAGGGGCUUGAUGAUUUGCAACCCUUUGAUGCGCAGACCUUCGUCGAUGCGUUAUUUCCUUCCUGAUCUCUAACCCCUACUCUUCUUCCUUGAUUCUCGCUUCCACAUUAAAAAAUCCUUUUGAAACUCUUGCAGACAUUGUGAUUGAUAGGUUGAUAGAUUGAUAGAUGUGAUUGAUUGGUAGAUUGAUAGAUUUGAUUGAGAUUGAUUGAUUGAUAGAUGAGCUUGCUAGACUCCUUGAUAGAUUUAUAGAUUGACUGGUAAAUUGGUAGACUGCUUGAUUGAUUGAUAGGUAGGCUUGAUUGAUUGAUAGGUUGACACAUUGAUUGGUGCAUAGAUGCGCUACUGCCUUUGUGAUCUGCUCCUCUUCUUUCUUGGUUCUUUCUGCCGUCUUUCCUUUUCAAUUCAUCCAUGCAUGGAUGGAGAGAGAGAGAGAGAGAGAGAGAGAGAGAGAGAGAGAGAGAGAGAGAGAGAGAGAGAGAGAGAGAGCUGCUUUUUUGCGUUUCGUGUCGGUUCCUUCAAGGGCGUCGCAGAGCUGCUUUUUUGCUUUUCGUGUCGUUUCCUUCAAGGGUGGCGCAGGUUCUUUUUUUUUGUGCGUCGCCUUGAAGGUCGCCCGGCUGAUUGUGUAUUUGAAUACACAAAGACCAGAUUUGUUCAAAUACAAGUACAUGCCUCAACCCUGCGGAUGAGCAUACCAAUC
Messenger RNA from Chara braunii, 2465 nucleotides. The record is from the annotation of a GenBank genome assembly. Lineage: Eukaryota; Viridiplantae; Streptophyta; Charophyceae; Charales; Characeae.